Messenger RNA from Poecilia reticulata (guppy), 1367 nucleotides. NCBI's taxonomy places the organism in Eukaryota, Metazoa, Chordata, Actinopteri, Cyprinodontiformes, Poeciliidae. The record is from RefSeq and is a predicted model, not a curated record.
UUAAAGUUUGCAUAUAAGCUUCUGCUGUUGAAAUGUAUUAUGGAGAAUUUAUUGUCUGCAUUAACCGUUAUAUUGUAUUGUUGAGUCGAGUAGUAGCAACAGUUAUUCCCAAUGUUAUAAAAAAAGUUGUUUUCUGGGUCCAAAUCCUGGACCUGGAAUUCUGGAACUUUCUCUCUAUUGCAUCAUAUAAAACAUUCUGGAACUUUCUCUUAAAUAAAGGAACAUGUCAGGGAGGCCCUCUCCUCUCUCUUGCAUCAUGUAAAAUAUAAGUUCUUAUCAUAUAAAAACAGACAUGAUUCUGAAACUUUCUCUUAAAUCAAAUGGUGACCCAGCCCACUUUUACUAGUUUAUGUUUGAAUGAGCCAAUAGAGAUAAAGGGGUGGGGUUUCUGUUUUUCUGCUUUAAAUAUUUUCAGAGGCCCUGUCAUUCUUCUUGUUGCAUUUGUUGCAAAAAAAAAAAGGUUCACAUUAAAAGAGAAAAGCCUCAAAAGAGAAGACAUCAGGAAACCAAUCAACUAGCAUGUGGCUCAUCUGCAGAUGGACAGACCAUCACAAGACCCGCUUCAUCGCUGAUGCUUCAUCCUCUACACUCCUGGAUAGAAAUCUGAUCUUACCUCCAUCAGCAUUCAAAUCCUCGAUUCAGCACGAGAUUCCCACCUUCCAGGAAUCUCCGCCUGAUUCCUCUGGAUUACCCCCUGCGUCUUCUGAAGCUCCUUCAUCCGGCGUGGGAAAAAAACUACACCGCACACCGUUACCCAGUGGGACAUCGCUUCUUUGUGAGACUCCAGUCUCUGUGUAUGAGAACCCAGUCCAUGCAUUGGGUGCACCACGCAAGUCCACCUUUUAUCUGUGCCGAGUGCAGAAUCCAUCAUGCCAUGUUCUGCAACAGGAGUGGUCAUUGAAACCUUAUGGAAUGUCUGGAAAAUGGGGAUACCUUUUUYGUUAUGAAACAGGAGAACUCUCUGUGUACCAGCUCGAGGAAGAAAAAGAACAACUAACAGCCUCUUCAGUGACAUGCAAUCUGACCUACAACGACUGGGCAGUGUUAAGGUUGGCAGUUCUUCGCAAGAGAAAAUCAACCCCACAACCAGAGGAUUAUAAAGAAAGACAAGAAGAAGAAGAAGAUGAGAAAGGAGAAAUUAAUGUUUCCCCUCCACCUUUCAAGCAAGCUAAACUGCAACCCUUUCCCUCUGAUCCUGAACUUGCUAAAGAGGCAUCGUCUCAUCUAGUCAUUGAUGACGACUUGAUGUUUGAUGCUGCUGAACAUCCAGACAUGGUAAAGGUUUUUACACAGUAUCGGCAUCAUAAAAGAAUCAGUGUUUUUUUUCUUGACCCAGAACCUUUUCCUUAAAGGUAAACACACCAGAA